GCUGAUCGAAUUUGUCAAAGAUGACAUAACAAGAAAAAUAAGAACAAAACAAAAAACGCUGUAAAUUCAACAUUUGCUCUAGUGAGAUUUCUAUCGAAAAAUUCAAUAUUUAAUUAAUUCGCAAUGUUAAUACUACGCCAAUGGCGUCAAGUAAAUGGAGCAGCUGUAGGCUUCUCCAACUCUAUUCAAGUAGGUUGCAAAGCGAACUUAUACCGGCCACCGCGUACCAACAAGCGGCAUAUGGCUAUAACUGUUGGAGCUGCUGAUCCCAAGGGUAUGUUAGAAAUAAACGGCAAAUCUUAUCCCACUGACUCUUGGACGAAUGUGACGCCAAAAAUAUUGUCUUACUUGGGUGCCAACAAACAUCUGCAGCGCAAUCAUCCACUCUCGAUUCUUCGACAAAGGAUUGUUAACUAUUUCUAUAGCACUUUUAGAAACUCGCGCGGCAAUCCUUUAUUUUCAGUGUAUGAUCAAUUGAGUCCUAUUGUUACAGUGGAACAAAAUUUCGAUAAUCUACUAUUUCCUACUGAUCACGUCAGUCGUGCCAAAUCCGACUGUUAUUAUAUAAAUCAACACCAGUUGCUACGCGCUCAUACCACAGCACAUCAAUCGGAUUUGAUUGCGUGUGGAUUGGAUAACUUUUUAGUGACGGGUGAGGUGUAUCGCCGUGAUGAAAUCGACAGCACACACUAUCCAGUCUUCCACCAAUUGGAUGCCGUGCGUCUAGUUACGAAAGACAUACUCUUUGGACGUAAUCAAGAUUUGGAAAUUUUCGAAGCUGAUUGGCAGCUGAACACUAAAAACUAUGCAGCACCGCAAACAUCUUCAAAGUGUUUGGAUCAAGCAAAGCAAGCCUGCCACACACUAGAAGCUGUCAAGUUAAUGGAACAUGAAAUGAAGGACGUACUGUUGGGACUUGCGCGGGAUUUAUUCGGCACGCAACUGGAAUAUCGUUGGGUAGAUACAUAUUUUCCUUUUACACAACCAUCUUGGGAACUAGAAAUACUUUAUAACGGUAAAUGGCUGGAAGUACUUGGCUGCGGCAUUGUGCGGCAUGAAAUACUUCACAGAUCAGGAGCCCAUAACAAUAUAGGCUAUGCUUUCGGUUUGGGUUUGGAACGGCUAGCAAUGGUGCUUUUCGAUAUACCCGACAUAAGAUUGUUUUGGUCGAACGAUAGCGGCUUUCUUAAGCAAUUCAAUGAAGAAAAUCUCUACAAGUUGACGAAGUAUAAACCUGUAUCCGUAUACCCUCAGUGCAAGAAUGACCUCUCAUUCUGGCUGCCAUCCGGUGUGGAGGUAGAUGCUGGUUUUGCAAGCAAUGAUUUCUAUGAUCUUGUGCGUUCAGUCGCUGGUGAUGUGGUCGAACAAAUCAGCUUGGUAGACCGUUUUAAGAGUCCGAAAACUGGCAAAUCCAGCCUAUGCUUCCGUAUUGUUUAUAGACACAUGGAGCGCACUUUAACGCAAGCUGAAGUUAAUGAAAUACACAAACGCAUAGCAGAUGCUUGUGUUGAAGCGUUUCACGUUGAAAUUCGAUAGGGUGGGCGAAUGUUGAACCCAUAAUUUUUAGUU
Molecule: messenger RNA, 1569 nt
Organism: Rhagoletis pomonella (apple maggot)
Lineage: Eukaryota; Metazoa; Arthropoda; Insecta; Diptera; Tephritidae
Gene: PheRS-m
Product: probable phenylalanine--tRNA ligase, mitochondrial
Exons: 2
Coding region: 124-1536 (470 amino acids)
Biological process (GO): phenylalanyl-tRNA aminoacylation
Cellular component (GO): mitochondrion; cytoplasm
Molecular function (GO): phenylalanine-tRNA ligase activity; tRNA binding; ATP binding
Source: RefSeq, a predicted model, not a curated record